Cutaneotrichosporon oleaginosum is the source of this 1206-nucleotide messenger RNA. RefSeq lists its product as uncharacterized. Gene Ontology annotation, cellular component: cytoplasm. Lineage: Eukaryota; Fungi; Basidiomycota; Tremellomycetes; Trichosporonales; Trichosporonaceae. Gene Ontology annotation, molecular function: alcohol dehydrogenase (NAD+) activity. The record is from RefSeq and is a predicted model, not a curated record.
AUGCGCGUCGACCCAUCGUCAUCACUGGUCGUUGGCUCAGAACCUAUCCCUCUCGAGCAGCUUGUCGCGGUCUCCCAGUCAGCGACGGCCGGGACCGUCAUCAGCACCAUCCCCGUCGUGCAGCCGUCCGAGUUGAAGCCUGGUGAGGCUUUGGUGAAGCUUCUCUACUCUGGCGUUUGUGGGAGUAGCUAUCACCAAGCCUCUGAUCAUUGGGAAGAGGGCAAGGGACGCGUCCCCCGCCCGCUCAUUGCUGGUGAUGAGGGAGUAGGCACGAUCAUUGCGAUCAACGAUGUGACCUCGCGCUUCCAGGUGGGCGAUACGGUGGGAAUCAAGUUCGUUGCAGCGACGUGCAACCAGUGCGCCCUUUGCCUGGCUGGCUUGGAGAUGGUCUGCCCACAAGCCAAAUAUACCGGAAGAAGCGUCAAUGGCACAUUCCAGCAGUACUCUCUCGCAUGGACAUCCCAGCUGACACCGAUUCCACCACAGAUGAACUUGGCUCAUGCAGCCCCCAUCCUGUGCGCUGGGGUUACUGUCUGGCGAGCUCUGAAAGACUCGACGGCCAAAGCUGGUGACUGGGUGGCAGUGGCGGGCGCGGGCGGAGGCUUGGGAAGCCUGGCGGUUCAGUACGCAAAGUACCUCAGCAUGAGGGUCAUCGCCAUUGACAGCGUGGCCAAGUCUUCGUUCUGUUUGGACGAGCUUGACGCUGACGCUUUCGUCGACUAUGCUGUUUCCGACUGGGUGGCACAGAUAAAGCAGAUCGCGGACGGUGUAGGCGUGCAGGCGACUAUCUUGUGCUCCAAUGAGCCCACUUCGUAUCUCUCCGCAACCGAGUAUCUUCGCCCUACCGGCAGCGCGAUGAUAGUCGGCCUCCCGCCGACGGGCUCGCACGUCCCCGUCGACUGUCGCAACGCCGUGCUCGGCAUGCAUACGGUCCGUGGGUGCUUUGUGGGAACUCGCAGCGAUGUCAUCGACGCCUUGGAUGUUGUUGCUCGUGGCUGUGUCGUCCCCAAAGUCACAGUUAGGCCCUUCUCCGCCAUCCAGGAGACGUACGACCGCAUGACAGACGGCUCGCUGUGCGGGCGCGUUGUGGUAGACCGUGAGUGCUCGUUUACCUUGCCAAGCUGUGCUGAUCACAAGUAUGGAAGUGAUCGGAGUCGCUCUGGCCUGGCUCGUGAGCUUCUUGGUGGGAUGUCAUAUCUUACAUAG